CUGCACAACAGCCCACAAUGGUGAGGUCCCUGGCCUUCCAUCUGCUCCACCUGACUGUCUGCCUCCCCUUGGUCCAGCUGCUCACACCCUGCUCAGCUCAGGUUGCUGUGAUUGGACCCCCUGAGCCCAUCCUGGCCAUGGUGGGUGAAGAUGCUGAGCUGCUCUGUUAUUUGUCCCCGAAGAUGAGCGCUGAGACCAUGGAGCUGAUGUGGCGGCGAUCUGGCCUCAAGCAGGUGGUGCGUGCAUAUGCACAUGGCAUGGAAGAAACAGAGAUAGCAGAGUAUCGAGGGAGAACGUCGAUUUUAAGAGGGGACAUUGCUGAGGGGAAGGCUGUCCUGCGGAUUCACAAGGUCAGAGCCUCUGACAGUGGAACCUACCAGUGUUAUUUCCAAGAUGAUGAUUUCCUUGCAAAAGCCCAGGUGGAGCUGAAGGUUGCAGCCCUGGGCUCUGAUCUUCACGUUGAAAUGAAGGGCUAUGAGGAUGGAGGGAUCCGUGUGGAGUGCACAUCUGCAGGCUGGUAUCCACAGCCCCACGUAGAGUGGAGAGGUGAAGGCGGAGAGAGCUUGCCCGCCAUGGCAGCACCUGGGGCUGCAGAUGGAGAGGGUCUGUACGCAGUCACGUCGUCUGUGAUCCUGAAAGGCGGCUCUGGGAAGGGGGUCUCCUGUGUCGUCAGAAACCCCCUGCUCAGCCAGGAGAAGACAGCCAUGGUCUCCAUUGCAGGCCCCUUCUUCUCCAGCACGAAGCCCUGGCAGGCGGCCUUUGGGGUGAUCCUUGUGGCUCUGCUGGGGCUUCUGGCUGGGUUGGUGAUGUCAUGGCGGCAACAGCAGAAGAGAAUCAGGGCCUUGAGCCAGGAGAAGGAGAGGGAGCGAGCUGAGAAAGAAGCAGCGCUGGUGGCGAAGGAGCAUGAGCGAGCUGAGAAAGAAAAGCUGCAGGAGGAGCUCAGGUGGAGGAAGCAGCAGUACCUGGAGCGGGGUGACAGGUCUCAGGCCUAUGCUGAGUGGAAGAUGGCCCUUUACCAGCCUGCGGACGUGAUUCUGGAUCCGGACACCACGCACCCCAACCUGUUUAUUUCUGAGGACCAGAGGAGCCUGAACUGUACACUAGAAAGGCAGCGCCUGCCAGACAACCCCAAGAGAUUUCAAGAUCGUUACUGUGUGCUGGGCUGUGAGAGCUUCACAUCAGGCAGACACUUCUGGGAGGUGGAGGUGGGGGACAGGAAAGAGUGGCAUUUAGGGGUGUGUAGGGAGAUCGUGGAGAGAAAAUAUUAUGCUACAAUAACACCGGAGAAUGGAUUCUGGACAAUAGUACUGUUGGGUGGGCAUGAAUUCCAGGCUCGAACGGAUCCCCGGAGCAAACUCACAGUUGUCAACCGUCUUAAAAGAGUGGGAGUUUUCCUGGACUAUGAGAGAGGAGAGGUCUCGUUCUAUGAUGCCAUCAAUGGAUCACACAUCUUCACCUUCCCACAAGCUUCGUUCUCUGGGCCUCUGCGGCCUUUUUUCAGGAUUUGGUCACAUGAGCCCACUGCCUUGACCAUUUGCCCAGCACUAAGAGGAGUGGGGAGUUCCCUUCUGCCUGACCCACUGCCUGACCCUUCCCUGGAAACCCCAGUGGCCUCAGGCUCAGCUGAUGGAAAUGCGGACUCUCAGGAGGAAGUAAUGUCUUUGCUUCUCUCUGCCCAGCCCUGAGCUGAGGGCCUGCUUAACAGCAAAACCUCGCAUCAGGAACAUACUUACUAAAAACUCACGGAGUAAAGCACUUUACUAGUUAUCUUUCAACUUUUCCACAUGACAGAUGAGGAGACCAGGGUGUAGGAAGUUAAUUAACUUUCCAAAGCUCCCUUUCUGCAGCCAUACAUAUCUCACAUUCACUGGUAACUUAGAAUGUGGUAGGUGCUGGGCUAAAUGC
Myotis lucifugus (little brown bat) is the source of this 1905-nucleotide messenger RNA. RefSeq names its product butyrophilin subfamily 3 member A3-like. NCBI's taxonomy places the organism in Eukaryota, Metazoa, Chordata, Mammalia, Chiroptera, Vespertilionidae. Gene Ontology annotation, biological process: regulation of cytokine production; T cell receptor signaling pathway. Bases 18 to 1685 code for a protein of 555 amino acids. The transcript has 11 exons. Gene Ontology annotation, cellular component: external side of plasma membrane. Gene Ontology annotation, molecular function: signaling receptor binding. The record is from RefSeq and is a predicted model, not a curated record.